Molecule: messenger RNA, 280 nt
Organism: Thlaspi arvense
Lineage: Eukaryota; Viridiplantae; Streptophyta; Magnoliopsida; Brassicales; Brassicaceae
Source: the annotation of a GenBank genome assembly
AUUCAGAGAUUUUGGUAAUCGAGACAGACUGUGCUUACCUCAAGGUCUGACCUAUAUGCCUCAAAAACUUCGAUCACUAAAUUGGACUUUUUUUCCAAUGACAUGUUUGCCUUCUAAGUUAAAUCCAAGCUUUAGAUGUUAUGAGAAGGAAAUCAAUUACUGUUCAAAUCUGGUGAAACUUCCAUCAUCUAUAGGAAAUGCCAUCAAUCUUAAGGAGUUGUGCCUUAUCCAUUGCUUAAGCCUGGUGGAAUUUCUUUCAUCUAUUGGAAAUACUACUAAU